GACUUGAGUUACGUUUCGCGCUUGUCUCGCGCGGCGGAGUAACACCGAGCUGACCGAACUUUGUGCACCGACACGAACCGUCGCUGUUUGUUCGUUGUUCUUCGUGUUUUUCGCGGUUUGUUUUUGACGCUUUGUUUAAACUUCGCCGCGGUGGAGACCUGUGUGUCCGCCCGGACAUGACGCUCCACUGACGGACACGGAGCCGAGCUUCACCCGCCGGCGGACAGAAGAUGGAGCGGAUCGUGGGGAUCGUGGUGUUGGUUCUGCGGAGUGUGGCGGUGAGCGGUGGUUCCGUGACAUCAUCACAGUGCCUCGCGGCGUUGCAUCCGCCAAUCGACGCGUCUCAGGGAAACUGGGCUCGUCUGGUCUGUGCGGUUCAGGGUCUGAAGGAGCCGGAGAUCGUGUGGAUGAAGGAUGGAGAGAAGCUGUACAGCACAGACCAGAUGUUCAUCACGCUGGGGGAGGAGCACUGGGAGACCUUCUACAGUGUGAAGUCGGUCCAGCAGCAGGAUGCGGGUCAGUACUGGUGUGAGGUGGAGUUUGAGGGUGAGACGUUGGCGGCAUCAGAACGGGCCUGGAUCACGGUGGAAGGUGUCCCUCAUUUCCUGUUGGAACCACCGGACGUGGCCACGUUCCCUAACGAGCCGUUUGACCUGACGUGUGCGGCGGUGGGACCGCCCGAACCUGUGCAGGUGCUGUGGUGGGUGGGCGGAGUCCAGGAGGGAGAGGCCCGCCCAUCACCCUCUGUCCUCCACAUUCAAGGAGUCAACAGCAGCAUCAAGGUUUACUGUGAAGCAAAGAACUCCAGAGGAGUCUCUGUGUCCAGGACCGGGACGGUCCACAUUAAAGUGUUGCCGGCGGCUCCCGUUGAGCUCCAGGUCUUGAGGAUGGUGGACAACAACAUCACGUUGUCAUGGAAACCGGGAUUCAUGGGUCACUCUGAGCUGGCGGUCUGCAUCGUCCAGGUGAUGUGGCGACGCUCCGCCGUCAGGUUGGAGGUCCUCCCUCAGCAGGAGGUUCUGGUUCCCCCUUACCUGGUGGUUCUGUCGGGUCUGAGGAGUCACUGUAACCACAGCGUCAGAGUGUCAUGUGUCAACCAGGUGGGGGCGUCGCCCUUCUGCCCCUGGCUGCACUUCCUCACACCUGAGUCAGUUCCCUUAGCUGCCCCCAGGAACCUGACCUUUGACCAGUCAGAGCAGCACCUGCACCUGAACUGGGAGGAGCUUCAGGAGGAGGAGCUUCAGGGGAAGCUUCUCGCCUACAAGCUGCAGUGGAUUCUGGGAGGAAAAGCUCAGGAGCCUCUGCUCUUUAAGCAGAACCGGGCCCAGCUGUCUGGAUCAGGACGCUUCUUUAACGCCUCCUUCCAGGUGUCGGGCUGCACCUCAGUGGGCUGUGGACCCUGGAGCCGUCCAGUUCUGGUUCUGCCCGCCUCAGUCCAGGUCCAGGUCCAGCGGAGCCACAUGUGGGUCGGGGUGCUGCUCGGUCUGCUGGUGGCAACGGUCAUCACUCUGCUGCUCAGGGGCGUAGCUCGCCGCCACGGGAAAGAGGCGUGGUUUAGCUGGGUCUUCCAGUCUCAGAGUCCAGACUCGUCCGUGUCCUUCACCGCAGCACGUUCCUUCAGUAGAACGUGUGCAGAGCUGCAGGAGUCCACAUUGGACAGUCUCAGCAUCAACACUGAGCUGAAGAACAAACUGCAGGACGUCCUGAUCCCAGAGAGACGGAUCACACUGGGACACAUGCUGGGGAAAGGUGAGUUUGGUUCAGUGCGUGAGGCCGUCCUGAAAACUGACGACACCAGGGUCCAGAGAGUGGCCGUCAAAGUCCUGAGAUGUGAUAUCACCUCAUCAGCUGACAUUGAGCAGUGUCUAAAGGAGGCGGCGUACAUGAGGCACCACCAACGUUAUCCAGCUGGAGUGAGUCUUCACCAGCGUCCUGGUCAGCGUCUGCCAAUCCCAAUGGUCAUUCUUCCGUUUAUGAAACAUGGCGACCUGCAUACCUUUCUGCUGAUGUCACGACUGGGGGAGGAGCCAUUUGACCUCCCUCUCCAGACCCUGGUUCAGUUCAUGUUAGAUGUUUCUUGUGGGAUGGAAUAUCUGAGUAACAGAAACAUCAUCCACAGAGACUUAGCUGCUCGCAACUGCAUGCUGGAUGAGAACAUGUGUGUGUGUGUUGCAGACUUUGGUCUCUCUAAGAAAAUCUACAGUGGAGAUUAUUACAGACAAGGCUCCGCCUCCAAACUUCCCGUGAAGUGGAUCGCUCUGGAGAGUCUGGCUGACAACGUCUACACAACACACACCGACGUGUGGGCGUUUGGCGUCACCAUGUGGGAGGUCAUGACCCGAGGUCAGACUCCGUACCCCGGUGUAGAAAACUGUGAAAUCUACGAGUUUUUGAUUAAAGGAGAGCGACUGAAGAAACCUGCAGACUGUGGAGACCACAUGUGAGUGACAUCAUCAUCACUGAUCACGACAUCAUCAUCACUGAUCACGACAUCGUCCUCACUGAUCGUCACUGAUCACGACACUGAUCACGACAUCAUC
Solea senegalensis (Senegalese sole) is the source of this 2540-nucleotide messenger RNA. It is a transcript of the gene tyro3, whose product is annotated as TYRO3 protein tyrosine kinase. Bases 231 to 2444 code for a protein of 737 amino acids. Gene Ontology annotation, cellular component: signaling receptor complex. NCBI's taxonomy places the organism in Eukaryota, Metazoa, Chordata, Actinopteri, Pleuronectiformes, Soleidae. The record is from RefSeq and is a predicted model, not a curated record. Gene Ontology annotation, molecular function: protein binding; ATP binding; transmembrane receptor protein tyrosine kinase activity. The transcript is spliced from 19 exons. Gene Ontology annotation, biological process: positive regulation of kinase activity; cell surface receptor protein tyrosine kinase signaling pathway; multicellular organism development.